This is a messenger RNA of Nymphalis io (European peacock), 1079 nucleotides long. RefSeq names its product proline-rich protein 36-like (gene brk). The transcript has a single exon. The record is from RefSeq and is a predicted model, not a curated record. Bases 96 to 788 code for a protein of 230 amino acids. Lineage: Eukaryota; Metazoa; Arthropoda; Insecta; Lepidoptera; Nymphalidae.
GGGCAGCGAGCGCGCCGCCAACAUCCGCGCCGCGCGAGCGAGCGACAGUCAGUUCGGCGCCGACAGCCAUCACGCGCAGACGUUUUCUAUAAAAUAUGGCCGCCGCCCACACGCACUCGGCCCCCGCGCCCUCAGACCGUCGCUCAGAGGGCCGCGCUGGAUCUCGUCGCAUCUUCCCACCACAGUUUAAGUUACAAGUCCUCGAUGCAUAUAGACGGGAUACGCAAUGCCGCGGCAAUCAACGUGCUACUGCGAGAAAAUUUGGUAUCCACCGCCGUCAGAUACAAAAAUGGCUUCAGGCUGAACCAGCCCUUCGAGCAGCUCUUUUAAGACGAGCGCCGCAGCCGGCACCUUCACCACCACCAUACUCCGUUGGCUCUCCGGAAAGUGCGCGGUUGCCAUCGCCACCACCUGCACCGACAGCUUUACCGGCUUCAGUUCAAGUGCAUACACCGUUGGCGGUACCAGUACCAGUUAUACCGCCAUCGACAGAACCGAUAGACUUGUCGGUACGGCGUCUUUCACCAGCUGCGACACCGUUAUCGUCGUAUGCACCGCCCACCGUUCCGGAACAACCUCCACCGCGAAAACCUUUCAAGUUAUUCAGGCCUUACCUUUUAGAAGACGAGGAAGAAAAACGGCCGUCAUUGGCAUCAUUACCGGUGUCAAACGGGGUGCACGUGUCAGCGUUUAUGCCAGUGCAGAGCGCAGCGGGCUGCGCUUUUGCCGCUUGCACAGUGCCCCGCUGGUGUUCGCCUGCUCCCUCCUUUUCGGCUCCGCUUAGAUGAGAAGCAACCACUGGGGCCUUACCCCUAUCUUCCUGUGAUCUAGUCGCCGACGCCCGCCUGGCGCCGCCUGGGGCGUAGCCCUCCAUCACCGUGCCUUAACAUACACGUCGCCAUAGUGCAUUAUGCCGUCAUUACGAGAUGACUGUCUAUUUUUGUGUAUAAUAAUUAUAAGAAUAAGAAUGUAUUUUUUGAUGUGGGGUUUAUAAAGUAUACCUACAUUUACGCAGAUUAUAAUGAUAUAACAAUAUUACUAUUAUUAUUAUUAUAUUAAUAAAGAGAGUUGUUUACUAA